Messenger RNA from Eruca vesicaria subsp. sativa (arugula), 1158 nucleotides. The record is from the annotation of a GenBank genome assembly. NCBI's taxonomy places the organism in Eukaryota, Viridiplantae, Streptophyta, Magnoliopsida, Brassicales, Brassicaceae.
CUUGCGUCUAGAUAUUGUUUAUCUUCUCUUUCCUCAUCUCUCUCUAUCAAUGGAUUCCCUCGUUGAAUCCGGUUGGCAGUACCUUGUUACUAAUUUCAGCGACUUCCAACUGUCGUGCCUCGGGAGUUUUAUCGUCCAUGAAACUGUCUUCUUCUUGUCUGGUCUCCCUUACAUUUUCCUUGAAAGAACGGGUUUGCUAAGCAGUUAUAAAAUUCAGACAAAAAAUAACACCCCUGAAGCGCAAGGAAAAUGCAUAUCGUGGCUAUUGUUUUACCAUUCAUGUGUAAACUUCCCUCUCAUGAUGUUCUCCUACCGUGUCUUCAAAUUCAUGGGCAUGCGGAGCAGUUUUCCUCUGCCCUCCUGGAAAGUGGUCUCUGCUCAAAUCUUAUUCUUCUUCAUCAUUGAGGAUUUUGUAUUCUAUUGGGGUCAUAGGAUAUUGCACACUAAAUGGCUGUACAAGAAUGUGCACAGUGUGCAUCAUGAAUACGCCACACCGUUUGGUUUGACGUCAGAAUAUGCUCAUCCAGCUGAGAUUCUGUUCUUGGGGUUUGCUACCUUUAUUGGUCCAGCUCUCACAGGGCCUCACCUAAUCACCCUUUGGUUGUGGUUGGUGCUUAGAGUCAUUGAGACAGUUGAAGCGCAUUGUGGUUAUCAUUUCCCAUGGAGUCCCUCUAAUUUUCUUCCUCUCUAUGGCGGUGCUGACUUCCAUGACUACCAUCAUCGUUUACUCUACACAAAGUCUGGAAACUACUCAUCAACUUUUGUCUACAUGGAUUGGAUCUUUGGUACGGACAAGGGUUACAGAAAACUGAAGGCCCUAAAAGAAACAUGACAACAAGCAAAAGCGAGCACUUUGCUUUCACAGUCAAAGCUGUUGGCCUGAUCAUCUAAGCCAGUUUCGAUGUUUGAAUCUUUAGUUACAGCUACUGCUCGUAGUUGCAUUUAGUCCAUAAGAUCCAGUCUCAUGUUUUUGCCUUGUGGCACAAACAAAGCACCUCCUACACGUAUCUAUCUAAAAAACUAAAAAGUAGAACUUCAUUCCUUGCAAUUUCUCCUUGGUUUGUUUGUGUUUUUUUUUGGCGUUUGUUUGUAAUAUUCUUGCAGAAUAAUUCCUUUUUGUUUGUGUUUUUUUUGGCGUUUGUUUGUAAUAUUCUUGCA